Messenger RNA from Fomitopsis serialis, 1395 nucleotides. RefSeq lists its product as uncharacterized. NCBI's taxonomy places the organism in Eukaryota, Fungi, Basidiomycota, Agaricomycetes, Polyporales, Fomitopsidaceae. The record is from RefSeq and is a predicted model, not a curated record. The transcript has 3 exons. The coding region runs from base 242 to 1084 and encodes 280 amino acids.
UUGGAGUUACAGUCCGGUAAUGAUGACAACACUAGGAAAACAUCGGUUCGAUGGAGUGGAACGAUGAGAGUACAACUAUGAUUCGUCAAGUCCGUCGUUAGGCAUAUGGUGAUAAGUUAGAGGAAGUCAUACAGCCGACUCGCAAUGAAGAGCGGCAUUUUUUCGUUGGACAGCGCAGACAGCAUGCUUCGUGCGCGAAUGCCUGAACACCGUCAUCCAGGUCGAGCGUCCAGUCGGGGAGAUGACGCUUCAUGGGGCGGUCCUGGAGGGUCGCGGCGUUCUCCAUUGUUUCUCCGACGGCAAAGGAAGGGCUCGGGAACAUGGUCGGAAGCCUCAGACCAGUCAGGUCCAGCUCCCUGUCGGCCGAGUAGACCUGGGACCUCUCGUGCAUCUCGCGCACGAAGUUCAACACAAGCGCCUCGCUGAUCAGCGAGGCGGGCCUCACAUCCUCCUCCUCCUUAUCCUCGUCCUCGUCGACCAAGUCCAUCCUUCCACGAGGGUUCUCCUGCGGGCCUCGGGCCCUCCGAGGGGGAACACGAGCAAAGGGGUCAUCAGAAACCCCUGUGGCUUCGUACGCCCCAUCCUUCCCCUUGCGACCGUUGGACUGGGCCGCCAUGCGCGGCUUCUUGGGGCUCCUGGGGGCCUGAGGCACCUCCGCAGAAUCGGGGUCCGUCAUGGACAUUUUGCGCGGGCGAAGGUUCGCGGGGAGAGGCUGGAACUUCUUCUGGGACGCGGCGACCGCGUCGGCGGCCAUUCUCUUCAUGUCCUCGAGGGACUCGAAGUCGUGCAUGGAAUGCUCGAACGUGAACUCGUGGUCCUCCUCCGCGAUGGCAACACCGCCGCUGUUGCUGAUCGUCGAGAGAGCCCGUUGACGCGUUUCGGGGGUCGCAGGCCCCGCGCUCUCCUCAGAAGACAUCGAAGAUCGUGGGCUGGUAAGGGAAGUGGCCGUGGACCAGGACUUGGUCGGAGAAGGGGGCAGCUCUUGGGCGAGGGAGUGGAAGUCCUUGGACACCAGUCGCGCGAAGAAGUUCUGGAGGCGAGCGCGCUCGGUUGUGUUCAUGUUGGAGGUGCUCAUGAUAUUUAAGAGGAAGAGGAUAGGUGUCAAAGCGUUGGAGCAGGGUAUUUAUGCGUUCGUGGAAGUGUGGCUUCGCGCCGCGAACGCACACUCACGUGAGCGUGCCACGCAGAAUACAAGGUGGUCCACGGCCCAAAUGGGAAUGGUCGCUAGCAGCCACAGGAUCGAUAGUGCGUAUCUAUGAUUUGGUAGCUUUCCAUUGUUCUCCAUUCCGGGAACGUCCGCUGGCCCAGCAAAGCAAAAAUUAUUUCACUGACAGACUAUCCUAUCCGUUGGCGAGCAUACAGUACUGUAACUCACGAUAAUUGGGAUGAAGGUAU